Hordeum vulgare subsp. vulgare (domesticated barley) is the source of this 2438-nucleotide messenger RNA. RefSeq names its product sterol 3-beta-glucosyltransferase UGT80A2. Gene Ontology annotation, biological process: carbohydrate metabolic process. Lineage: Eukaryota; Viridiplantae; Streptophyta; Magnoliopsida; Poales; Poaceae. The transcript has 14 exons. Bases 267 to 2114 code for a protein of 615 amino acids. Gene Ontology annotation, molecular function: UDP-glycosyltransferase activity; hexosyltransferase activity. The record is from RefSeq and is a predicted model, not a curated record.
AAUUCCUUUCCUGAUUCUCUUGUCGCUCACAGCUCGCUCAGGUCGACUCUGAUUCGCUGGUGGAAAAGCGCAGCCAGCAAAUUGGUUGCUCCCCUUCCCCUUCCCCGAAUCCAUACAUCCAUCCGCCGCAACGCAGCAGGGGUCGGAGUCCUUCCCCUCCCGCCGCGAAUCCCAUCCAUCCAUCCGCCGCAACGCAACGCAGCAGGGGUCGCAGCCGCCGCAAGCCUCGAAUCUCCCGACCCCACUCACCGGGGCGGGGGCUACAAAUGGCCGCCGCCGAGCCGACCGGAGCCGGCAAGGGCCUGGAGGAGAUAAGACAGGGAGGAGGGGACGGGGCCGCGCCGACGGCGGACGCCCACAACGGGGACCGCCCCACCGACCACCACCACGCCCCCGGCCCGUCCACGUCUUCCGCCUCAGAUAACGGAAACCUCCAUAGGUCAAGCACUAUGCCGGGGGUGAUCAAGGAUACCGAGAUAACUGCUGAAACUACGGGUCCAUCAAAUCUGGAAAGGUCAAAAACUGAGAGGCGCAAACAAAAUAACCCAGCUGAUGAUCCUGCUAAACAGUUAUUGGAUGAUAAGAUUUCCAUAAGGAAAAAGCUCAAAAUGUUAAAUCGAAUCGCUACAGUGAAGGAUGAUGGAACUGUGGUUGUUAAUGUACCAAGUACACUAGAAGCGACUCCAAUUGACGUUGGAGCAGUGGAUGGCUAUGAGGAUGUUGUUGUUGAAGAGUCAUUAGAUGGAUCAGAUAUACCAUACAAGCCUCCGAUACAGAUUGUUAUACUUAUUGUGGGUACAAGGGGAGAUGUUCAGCCAUUUGUUGCUAUAGGAAAACGGUUACAGGAUUAUGGACACCGCGUAAGAUUAGCCACUCAUGCCAAUUACAAAGAGUUCAUACUCACAGCUGGGCUGGAGUUUUUUCCACUUGGUGGAGAUCCAAAAGUACUUGCUGAAUACAUGGUGAAGAAUAAAGGAUUUCUACCUUCAGGUCCAUCAGAAAUUCCUAUUCAAAGAAAACAAAUGAAAGAAAUUAUAUUUUCCUUAUAUCCUGCAUGCAAGGAUCCUGAUCCUGACACCGGUAUUCCUUUCAAAGUGGACGCAAUUAUUGCCAACCCACCAGCAUAUGGACAUACACAUGUGGCAGAGGCACUAAAAGUACCCAUUCAUAUAUUCUUUACCAUGCCAUGGACGCCAACUAGUGAAUUUCCUCAUCCUCUUUCUCGCGUGAAAACAUCAGCUGGAUAUCGACUUUCUUACCAAAUUGUCGACUCUAUGAUUUGGCUUGGGAUACGUGAUAUGAUAAACGAAUUCAGGAAAAAGAAGUUGAAGCUGCGUCCAGUAACAUACCUAAGUGGUGCACAGGGUUCUGGAAGUGACAUUCCUCAUGGAUACAUCUGGAGUCCUCAUCUUGUCCCAAAACCGAAAGACUGGGGCCCCAAGAUCGAUGUUGUUGGAUUUUGCUUUCUUGAUCUUGCUUCUGAUUACGUACCUCCAGAAGAACUUGUGAAAUGGCUUGAAGCUGGUGACAAGCCAAUUUAUGUUGGUUUUGGUAGCCUUCCAGUUCAAGAUCCAGCAAAGAUGACUGAAACCAUUGUCAAAGCACUCGAAAUGACUGGACAGAGAGGUAUCAUCAACAAAGGUUGGGGUGGCCUUGGAACAUUGGCAGAACCAAAAGAUUCCAUAUAUGUACUUGACAACUGCCCUCAUGACUGGCUUUUCCUGCAGUGUAAGGCAGUGGUACACCAUGGUGGUGCUGGAACGACGGCUGCUGGCCUGAAAGCAGCGUGUCCUACAACUAUUGUACCUUUCUUUGGCGACCAACCUUUCUGGGGAGAGCGGGUGCAUGCUAGAGGGGUAGGGCCUUCGCCUAUACCUGUUGAUCAAUUCAGUUUGCAGAAGUUGGUUGAUGCUAUAAACUUCAUGUUAGAUCCAGAGGUGAAAGAAAAAGCCGUGGAGCUUGCAAAGGCCAUGGAAUCUGAAGACGGCGUAACGGGCGCAGUUAGGGCAUUCCUCAAACAUUUGCCUUGUAAAACAGAUGAAAAUUCACCCCCGCCGACGCAUGGCUUUCUAGAGUUCCUUGGCCCAGUAAGUAAAUGUUUGGGGUGCUCUUAGGUGCUGGUCAGAUGCAGGUAUACCAUUCCUCCCUGCUGAAAGAAGAGUGUAAAAAAAGGCUCUUGGGUGACCGCUAUGCCAUUGUGUGCGAUAAGAAUGUGGAAGCCAAAUGUUAGAAGUUGAUGUACAUGCGGCCAGGAAUGCGUGAUUUAUCAUUUUGCUUUCUUUUUGUAUGUGUGUUGUGUAAAGAGUACUUGUCUGGUGAUUUCAUACAUCAUUUUGGUGUGGUUGCAACCUUGGCGUGCGGCAACCGAUGAUCUCUCAUGUAUGACCAGGCAACUUGUGUAUAUGGAAAACUUGAAAGAGGGCAGAUUAGUUCAGUUA